AUGGGUGUGGUCCAGGCGUCCACCUCGAGGCCCCGGUUCCUCAGUGGUAUCAAGAAUGUCACCGUCGCACAAGGCCGUGAAGCCACUCUCGAAUGUCACAUUGAGAACUUGGGAAAAAACAAGGUGGCGUGGAUCAAGAUGGACACAGAGACUUUGCUCACGUACCAUCGGCACAUUAUCGUUGGGGAGCCACGACUGCGAGUGAGUGACAACAAUGAGCGCCACUGGCAGCUGCACAUACGGAACGUGCAACCCUCGGACAAGGGCUUCUACAUGUGCCAGAUCAACACCGAGCCGAUGAUCACAGAAGUGGGAUUCCUCGACGUGCUCGUGCCGCCUUCCAUCCUUGACGAAGAUACGAGCUCAGAUGUUACGGUGGACGAGGGCUCUCGCGUGAGCCUGCACUGUCGAGCCAGUGGCUAUCCGCCGGCAACGAUCCUCUGGCGGCGAGAGGAUGGCCGAGAGGUCAACCUUGAGCGCUACAGUGGCCGUAAGAACUCAGUGAUGACGGUGGAAGGAGAGUUCCUCAACAUAAGCCAGGUGAAUCGAGAAGAUAUGGGUGCCUACCUGUGCAUCGCCAAAAACGGAGUUCCACCCUCGGUCAGCCAAAGGAUACUCUUGCAAGUGAACUUCCGGCCCAAGAUCCGCGUCUCGGAGCAGUUGGUGGGUGCCGCCAUUGGCACAUCGGUGUUCCUCGAGUGCGUGGUGGAGGCCUCACCACGGCCGCUGACCGCGUGGAUCCGCGGAGACGACCAGAUCCUGCUCCGGAGCAAGAAGUACGCCAUAUCGGAAGAAGUCGACUCCUACCGAAUACGCAUGCGCCUCCAAAUACACGACCUCCGGCAGUCCGACUACGGCCGCUACAAGUGUCACGCCAAGAACACCUUCGGCGAGAAAGAGGGCUUCAUACGCUUGCACGAUAUUCCACACCCGACAACUCUGGCCCGACCGACGCCAGCAACAGAGGCAGUGGUGCCCAGAACCAAGGUGUCAGGCCGGGAUGACCUGCAGAGGUUAAGGGCGCAAGCGGACCUUUCGAUAACGGCUACAAAAUCAUUCCUCGACGAAAACGCCAAGGACUCUCCGCAGCCCGAUGCAGGAGUUCCUUCCAACGAACAAAGUCGAUCAGGACACAGACCCCUUGAUCGGGUACACUUCGAGCCGCCAGAAAGGAAUCGAGGUGGCUCAUACAUGUCUUCAAUGAUAUAA
Molecule: messenger RNA, 1209 nt
Organism: Rhipicephalus microplus (southern cattle tick)
Lineage: Eukaryota; Metazoa; Arthropoda; Arachnida; Ixodida; Ixodidae
Product: lachesin
Cellular component (GO): neuron projection
Source: RefSeq, a predicted model, not a curated record